Messenger RNA from Heterobasidion irregulare TC 32-1, 657 nucleotides. Its product is annotated as phosphatidylethanolamine binding protein. The coding region runs from base 1 to 657 and encodes 218 amino acids. The record is from RefSeq and is a predicted model, not a curated record. Lineage: Eukaryota; Fungi; Basidiomycota; Agaricomycetes; Russulales; Bondarzewiaceae. The transcript is spliced from 4 exons.
AUGAAGCCCAUUUUCGUCCUAUCAGUCGUCAUCGUGCAGGUCUUCGCUACCAGUCGUGGUGACACGAGUCUGAGUGCAGUGAAGGGCGCAUUUGAUGCUGCAAACAUACCGUCGAAUGCGAGCCUGACUUUCAAUCCAAGUGUGCUCUUGGAAGUGACAUUCCCGGAAACGAACAGUCCUGUCAUCCAUUUGCAUGCAGGAAUUCAACUGCCCCGCAACAAGACUGCGGGACCCCCGACGUUUGGCAUUCACCCUCACGGUAGCCUCGAGAUACCUACAGGUCGAUUCGUCGUAGCCAUGGUCGACCUAGAUGCACCGACACCGCAGAACCCUACGAGUGCACAAAUUCGCCACUUCCUGGGUGGCGACUUCUCGCUGGGACCUGUGGGCCUAGAUGGAAUUGCGCCAUUGACCAACUCCACUCCGGCAUUGUCGCACUUUUUGCAACCCACUCCGCCUGCUGGUUCCGAUCCACACCGAUACGUUUUCUUGCUGUUUCAUCAGCCAGCGACGUUCGAUCAACAAAAUUUUUUGAAUUCGUCGACACCUAUCAGCCUCUUCAACAUCAGUCUGUUCGCUGAUGAAGUUGGGUUGGGACAUCCGUUGGGUGGCACGUUCAUGCGUGUGGGACCAGAUCCAUCAGCCUCCGAUGUCUAA